Echinostoma caproni is the source of this 453-nucleotide messenger RNA. NCBI's taxonomy places the organism in Eukaryota, Metazoa, Platyhelminthes, Trematoda, Plagiorchiida, Echinostomatidae. The record is from the annotation of a GenBank genome assembly.
GAAACCCAAAAGCUCCUCCGAGAGCCUUGUGAUGGGAUUACCGCACAUCCUAGUGAAGACAAUGCACGCUAUUUCCUGGUAUCCAUAAAAGGACCAUCCGAUAGUGCUUACGAUGGGGGUGUUUUUAACUUGGAGCUUUUCUUGCCUGAUGACUAUCCAAUGACUGCUCCGAAGGUUCGUUUCACCACCAAAUUGUAUCAUCCAAAUGUGGAUAAACUAGGUCGCAUUUGUCUAGACAUUUUAAAGGAUAAGUGGAGCCCUGCGUUGCAAAUUCGCACAGUCCUAUUAUCCAUUCAGGCGCUUUUGAGUGCACCAAACCCGGACGAUCCCUUGGACCACGAAGUGGCCUCACAUUGGAAACAAAAUGAGCAAGAGGCUCUGGAGAAAGGUACUUUUUGGAAUAAAAAAAAACACUUCAUGUUCUGUUAUCUCCUCAACUUUGCCAAGUUCUAG